GCAAUGACUGGGGAUAAACACAAAGCGCUCAGCGGAUUUUCUUAUGGAAAUAUUACUUUUUAUAAAUCUAGGCUUGUUUAAUAGUAACCACUUUGGUCUCGGGUUAUUUUUACACAGUCUGUGAGUUUUAAUUGCCGGCUUUUCUGGUGGAUUUGCAAUGGCAUCAAGCUAUGGAUCACUUGUAAAGCAAGCCAUUGUGCUGCUGGAUAAAUUCAAAGCUGGCAGACAGUGUCUGGAUGACUUUAUAGAAGAUGCUUCAAAGGAUCUGCAGACCAUGGAUCCUUUGCAAAAGAAGUUCAUCCUUGAUGCUAUAUAUGGAUGUGUCGAACAAAAAAAAUUGCUGGAUGUAGUUGUCACUCCCUUCUUCGGGCAAAAUGGGAAAUGCUUAUCCAGAGGUGACCGCAGCCAGUUUGUCAUUAUCUGUUACCUCGCUACAUUUGUUCUUGACGACCUUGGGUUUCAGCAGUUUAGUAACAUUGUUAAAUCCCUGGACAUCAAGAAGAUGCACGCAUUCUUGAGUUUCUUCUUCUCGAACCUCACCACCUGGAUACAAGUGCAGUGGAACGGCAUCUAUGACUCCGCCUUCGUGGAGGAACACUGGAUUGGUCCCCUGCUUCGAUGGCGCCCUGAGAUUGAUAUUCUCGUGGACCAGCUCGCUGUCAAAAUAUCUCAAGGGAGCCAGAUCAAGAAAGCGCCGAUCAAAACCACGCAGCCGCAAGAGUUCUCCCUCACCAGGCCUAAACCUCGACCUCUGCCAAUGCCUGAGCUCAUCCCACAGCAGGAAAAAUCCAAACCAGUACCAGAAAGCACCUACAAGCCUCCGAAGGAGAUGGAGACUCUAGAGGAGGUCAAACAAAAGAACCAUCAAAAGGCUCAGGAAUUGCUGUAUGAGGCGAAUACGAAACAGUUCAGCUGUGUAAAGCCACAGAAGUCUGAGCACACAAAGAGGGCGAUUUCCCAAAUUGAGGAAGACCUGGGUUCAAAGCUCAAAUUUAAUUCUGUUCAUUCCUCGGGAACUCCUUCCACUAACAAGAGCUGCAGCAUCAAGCUCAACAACGCAGCCAUCCUGAGGAGGGAGGCGCUGUAUGCACGCCAGGUGGAGGAGGAGCUGCAGAGAAUAGAGCGACUGGCGCAAGGCGCCCGCGAGCCCUCGUCGUUCCUGCGGUGGCAGCAGGAGAUGCUCGAGAAGGACCUCCAGGAGAAGCUGAACAGGAUUGAGCGCAGGUACCUGGAGGGGCGCAUCACCGACGAGGAGGUGGCUCUGGCUCGCCAGCGAAUGAUGGAACGUAACCAGAAGACUGCACAGCAGCAGAAAGAAGAGACAGCCAAGCUGAUGCAAAGAUAUGCAGAGAAAAGGCUGCGGGAGGAAAAAGUAAUGAGAGACUUGGUCCAACAAGUGGCAGAGGGCCACAAGAAUUCAAAGGCUGCUAAAGAGAAGAUACAGAAAUUGAAGCAAAGCAUAGUGAAAGAAGUCUCAGAACAAAGUCAGGAGCUCCUUCGUCAAGCGCUGGAGAAGGCGCAGGCAGAGCUGAGCAGAAAAUUUGAAAUCAUCCUCGAAAUUCGCUGCAUUGAGUCCCUUCCUCACAUCAGAAGCAAGAAUUUCGACGAAACGGAGGCCGCAGGCCACGAGCUGCUGGGGGAGAUGUCCCUGGCCGAGCUGAAGGAGCGGCUGGCCUUUCUGAAGGAGGCAGAGCGAAGGGAGCAGCAGGAGAAACGGAAGCACAUCAUGGAGGAGAAGCAGAAAAAGAAGCAGCUGCUGCUGGAGAAGCUGGACGCCAUCGAGCUGCACAGGAGGGCGCUGGCGGAGACGGCCACCGUCAGGAAAGAGGAGAGGAAAGCCAAGCUGGAUUUCCUUCAGCAGACCGUGGAUCAAGAUGAGACCAUCCUGGCUCUGAGGAAGAAGCUCGAGGAGAAAAAACAAGAGCGUCAAAGGCUGAAGCAAAUGGAAAGCAACAAGGCCUCUAAACAGACAUCAGCGCAACAGACACACAACCAAAGAAAGGAGAAAAGCUGGGAGGAACUGGAGCAGAGCUUAGCGAGCUACAUCCAGGAUGCUCCUUAGAUGUAAGACAAUAAUAUGUGUAGUUUUAUGAAUUUUAGGAAUAACAGAAUAUAGAAUAAUAAUAAACAGUUCGUCUUCUGUCAAAUCUUCUUGACACAUUUGCCAUUAAAACAGUUUCAACGGUU
Molecule: messenger RNA, 2187 nt
Organism: Mugil cephalus (flathead mullet)
Lineage: Eukaryota; Metazoa; Chordata; Actinopteri; Mugiliformes; Mugilidae
Gene: cfap99
Product: cilia and flagella associated protein 99
Exons: 15
Coding region: 158-2062 (634 amino acids)
Source: RefSeq, a predicted model, not a curated record